ACUAACUAUAUGUUAGUAUAUCUGCUCUCUUCCAGUGUCAUAAAUUCAUAAUCCUUUUGAAGUUGCCUCGAUCGGUCUUCCAUACUAGUACUGUCGUGUAUUUUCUUUGAUAUUUUUAAAUAAUUUCGCAAUUCAAACAAGAUUUCUUGAAAAUUUUUUAUAAGACUACUGACUAGUCUAUAGUCUCCGUUUGUGUAUGAUCCUUUUCUUUUACAACUCAAAAUUGGUUCGAGGGAUUGGCGAAAUUACACUGUGUACAAUAAUCAUGGUUUCGCCAUGCUUAACGAUGCGUUGUACGGUAGUUAAUCCUUACCACAGUUGCGCUUUCUGAACAUUGGCUUCAUUAAAAUAAUUAUUAUCAUUAUAAGCAUCUCGGUGUGACUGCAAUGGAGAAUGACUGUCCUAACGUAAAGAGAAAAGCGGGAACGAAGCCGCGGAUCCCCGAAGCAGAGAUGGACUGUAUAGAUGAACAUCAGCGCGUCCAAAAAAGACUGAAGGCAUCUCAUUUGGACGAAGAGAAGCUGGUAUGGAAUGGCAAAACAUGGGACCUUCCAGUGCGACUUGCGGGUGGCAUUAUGCGGGUGGAGAUUGAAAAUUUUGUCUGUUUUGACAAGAGAGAUUUGGAUCUGCAUCCUUAUGUUAAUUUCAUCUCGGGAACGAAUGGAAGUGGAAAGAGCACGUUAGCGAAAGCGAUUGCUAUUGCCCUGGGAUCACAAUUAACGCCUCGAAAAUCCCAUAUGAAAAUGGAACAUUACAUUAAAGCUGAUAGCAGCUCGGCGACGAUACGGCUGCAUAUUAAUAACCAAGGGACAAAUCGUUACCGCCCAAAUGAAUUUGGAGAUUCUUUGCUUUUAACCCGAACCAUCUCCAAAAGAGGGCUUGAUGGAUAUCUUCUAAGCAGACUUGAUGGGAGUCGGCCAGUAAAAGGGAGAGCUAAAUUCUUGGAAGCGGUAAAAUGUUUAGGCAUUCAGAUUGAUAAUCCUGUCUUUUUUAUGGAUCAAGAGGACAGCAAAACAUUUCUUACUAAAUAUAAACCGGAUAAACUUUAUGAGUUCUAUUAUAACGGUUCUGGUUUGGCAUAUGCGGAACAGCUGACUAUUGAAGCGGAAAUAAACGAGAGGAAAAAAAGAAAGGAAAUCGCAAUGAAGAAACAAGAACUGCGGGAGAGCGAAAAAUCGUUGACGGAAUGGCGAAAAAAAUAUGAAUUGACCAGAGUUAAUGGUGAAGAUAACGAUUUUGAGGCCACGAAGAGGAAGCUCGAUAUUUUGAAAGCCCGGCAGUUAAUGCAAGAAAUUCAGAAACUGGAGAAGGAAGUGGAAAUUAUCUAUGUAGAUCUAAAGAAAUCUCAAGAAGCACUUCGGAUCCAAGAGAGUCUAUCGACUCCCGUGUCGAGUGCGAAAAAAACAGCUUCUCGCAAUGCUAAAUCGAACCACAAAUUGGAGAAAAUGCGGCAUGAUUUGGAGCUUGUACGGACGAAGUGGAAAAAUGAAAUCCAUAGAAAAACGGAGGAGAUUCAGCAGUUGCAAGCGCAGAUUGUUGACAAAAGCGCCCUGUUGCAAAAGCGCAACCGAAGCCUUCGAAGUAACUCUCGCCGACGAACGGUUGGCAGCAGUGCUCAAGCAAAUGAACUGCAACAGGAACUAGACGAAGCACUGCAAAGACAAAGCGAACUUACAGCAACCAUUGAGAAAGAAAAGGCGCUUGAGGAUGAUAUCAUUAACUGCAGGCGCAUUGUGGAGUCACUGGAAAACGAAAGUCGCCUCCUAGAAAGUGGAGAAACCGACACUGGAAAACUCUGCUUGGAUGAUUACUGCGCCCGUGUUGUAGUUUCAGAAGAAAGCCCUCAAGUAAAGCAUAUUACGGGCCCCAUGGGUAAAUUUGUCAGCCUUCGGAAUGCACAAUGCCGACAAGCAGUUGAUCAGACUGUGGGGAAUUUCCUUCACGGAUAUAUCUUGGAUCUGUCGGUGAAAAUUGGGGAUUACAGUGGACAGUUAAUCACCGAAAUCGGCAAGGCUUGCAGGAGUUCAAAAAUUCCUGUUGCUCCAUUAAUUCUAGCCGGGAAACAGCGAUCAAACCGUGCUUCGGAAACUUCCAUACCGGUUGGAUCAAGCAAGGGAUUUCUUGUUAAGGAGGCUUUGGAUAUUAAAAGUGAACGUGUGGCUGAAGCUUUGGACAACAUUCUCAGCAGAUCCGUAGGCAUGGAUCGAUGUGAAGAGGCCCUGAAACUGUUGUUGGAUUUGAAGAUCGAAGAUAACGUGGAAAGGGUUGUGGAUUCGAAAGGAAACUCGUAUGAGAGCUGUGAAGAUUAUGUGAUAAUUAGUGCACCUGAGGAUGCUGUGUUUCAAACACCAAGCCAUUUUGAACAUGAUUCGAGCAGGGAUAUGGGAGAACAAAUAGAGGAGGCUAGGGCUUCGUUAGCCAGAGCUCAGCGUGCUUUUAAUCGAGCCCGAACUAAACACAAGAAUAUUACAAUCGAAGAUCUGGAACAACAAAAGGACGAAACUGCUCGAACCAUACAGAAUCUAACUCGCUUGCUGAAUACGUCACGAACUGGGGAUUCUGUUGCGGACUCUUCGAUGUGCUCGGAAGAUGACAGUGAAUUGGUCCAGGCUUCGUUAGCGGAAGACACUGAAAAAUUAGAAUCAAUCAAAGCCGAAAAGAGACUUCUGGAAAUUAAGAAAAAGAUGGAGAUUGCGGAAUUAGCGCAGAAAGUAAAGUCUGCCGAAGCGGAACAGUCACUGAUAAUGGUGGAGGAAGAUUUUAUCGAGCACGAAGUGACUCCAGUGAAAAGUGCUCGAAAGGGCAGAAAACGAAAGCAAGUUAUUGAAUUGGAGCAGCGUGUGCAGAUGCUUUCGAAACAACGGAAAGACAAAUUGUCUCAGAUACAAGAGAAAAAGAUGGAGUAUGAGGCACAGAAACGUGCAUUUGUGGUUCUGAACGUUGACAUCGAAAGUGUAAUUCCCACCGAAUCAUACGAUGUUCUAAAGCAACGUUUAGACAGGAUCAAAGCCAAAGAAAUUGCACAGUCGGUUGUGGGGAAUAGCAGUCUGGAGACUUGCCAGGAGAAGGUUGAAGCCUACGAAAUUACUUGCCAAACAGCCAGAGAACAGUUAGCACUAGCCGAAUCGGUUGUCACAGAAGCGGAGAAUAAAACUGAACAACAGAAAAAAAACGAGGAAAUUGUCCGCAGCCGUUUCCAGGACCGAGCAGAGCUGACAUGCGUAGCUAUUUUGAAUGACGGUGGAUUUGACGGAAAUUUGCAGUUUGACCCUGCACGAAAGGAACUGCAUUAUCUAGUGAAACCGAAAACUGCUAACAGGUUCGGUUCGCUGGAAACGCUGUCUGGAGGCGAAAAAGCUUUCGCCAUGGUGGCGUUUCUGGUUUCCUUUUGGGAGUCGAAUCAUCCAUUUCGAAUUCUUGAUGAAUUCGACUGCUAUAUGGAUAUGCAGAAUAGGGAAUCUGCAUUAAAUCUCCUGCUGAAACGAGCGUUCAGGGAUAGAAUCCAGAGCGUCUUUCUUAGCCCGCUUGAAAUCGAUUAUGAGAAGAUUUUAAAGUUGGCUGGACCCGAGAAUCGAAAUAAUAUAAAAAGAAUAAACUUGUCCACGGAAUAAGACAAUCGUCCCGUACAGAGUUUAGUGCUCUAUUUUGAUAACUCUUUGCUCGAUUUUUGUUUUGUUAUUUAUCUCACUCUUUUUCCAGAAACCUGGUGUUAUUUAUAUGCCGAAAUACCGAUGUGUCUAAAGAUUAGAGGCCUUGCUGUUUUUGUUACAUUUUGGAAGUUGUUAAUGCGGAAUAUCAUCAGUUUUGCUGUUG
Molecule: messenger RNA, 3813 nt
Organism: Paramacrobiotus metropolitanus
Lineage: Eukaryota; Metazoa; Tardigrada; Eutardigrada; Parachela; Macrobiotidae
Product: structural maintenance of chromosomes protein 6-like
Exons: 23
Coding region: 387-3611 (1074 amino acids)
Biological process (GO): double-strand break repair via homologous recombination
Cellular component (GO): site of double-strand break; nucleus; Smc5-Smc6 complex
Molecular function (GO): damaged DNA binding; single-stranded DNA binding
Source: RefSeq, a predicted model, not a curated record